Messenger RNA from Papaver somniferum (opium poppy), 498 nucleotides. RefSeq lists its product as uncharacterized. NCBI's taxonomy places the organism in Eukaryota, Viridiplantae, Streptophyta, Magnoliopsida, Ranunculales, Papaveraceae. The record is from RefSeq and is a predicted model, not a curated record. The coding region runs from base 1 to 498 and encodes 165 amino acids. The transcript has a single exon.
AUGGACAGUGGGAGCUCAGUAGAGGUCCUAUUUUAUGACACGUUCAAGAGGAUGGAGCUAUCCGACAUUUUGAUCCCUUGUACCUAUCGUAUCUACGGCUUCAAUGGUAUAGUGACCGUGCCAAAGGGGGAGGUCACUCUCAGAGUCUCGGACGGACAGGGAUACUUGGAUACACUUACCACCUUCUGUGUAGUGGAUGUCGUAUCAUCCUAUGAAGCCAUCAUUGGAAGGCCAUGGAUCGCGGGUAUCAAAGGUGUGGCGUCGGCAUAUCAUCAGAAAUUAAGGUUCCCAUCUUACCGAGGGGUUGUGGAGGUACUAGGAGAUCCACAGGCUGCAAGACAGUACAUGCAGCUGGAUAUUCAACAAAAUGAGGAAAUACGGUCAAAACAGCGCCGAGAAAAUAACAAAGCUAAGGAAGCUAAAGCAGCAGAAGAGUUGGAGAAGGUACCCUCACAAACCAUUGCCAACUACGAAACAGGCGAGCAAGAUAUUUUGUAG